AUGCCGACGCCACUGCAAAUCGCCCCGUUCAUUUUUGACGCGCCGCAUGUUCGACACUUAGAAAAUAUCGCUUCUUCAUCAUCUUCCUUCUCCGUCAACAUUGUACAAAAGGGCAUUCCAGUGGAACCGUGCUCACCUGGCCUCAAGAUGACAGCCAAACGUUACACAUCAGGUUUCUCUGGAGACAAUACAUUUGGACUUACCUUGCUCUUCGCGCACGGUGUGGGAUCCCAUAAAGAGCAAUGGGAACCUACUAUAGAGCGUAUUUUUCUUACGCAAGCUACAAAAGAGAGACAUCAUCAAAUACGAGAAGCUUGGUCAUUUGAUUGGCAAAAUCACGGUGACGCAGCGCUGGUCAACGAAGAAGCACUGAGGGGUCGGCAUGAGGGAGUCUGUGAGCACCUAAUCGUCAUUCGUGUCCGAGUGGAAACCGACUGGUUACUUCACACCACAGCAAUCUACGAAUGGGCACCUGCGAUAAUUGAAUUUGUGUUGUCCCCCCGAAUGGUUGGUCAUCGGAUAGUUCCUCUUGGCCACUCUGCCGGUGCUGGAGCCAUGAUGUUAACCACAAAAAGCUUCCUCUUGUCUCAUCUACCGUAUGUGUCGCUGAUACUCAUCGAACCGACGAUGAUCACUCGAGAGAUGUUUGAGGCGCAUUUUGACGACCGGAUUCGGUCAAUGGAGAUGUCGGUCGGCGCCACCGAAGUUAGGCGGGAUGUUUGGCCUGAUAGGGAAGAAGCUUUUAGGUGGCUUAGUCGCAGGUUCCCCUUCCGGACUUGGGAUCCGCGAGUGGUACGGCUUCUAGUGGAGCAAGGUCUUUACCAAAAAUCCCCGGGAUCCAAGGCAGUUUCGCUCAAGUGCGAUAGGAAACAGGAAGCCAUCUCGUACCCUGACGUCGAUGGACACUUUGAAGCAACGACAGAGCUUGCACGGGUUUGUCGUACCCUUCCGGUGCAUGUCAUCUGGGGAACGAGUAAUGAUAUGUUCCCGGAUUACUUUCAGGACUCUUUGACAGAUGCGACCCAAGGUAGGAUCGUCGCUUCCGCCUCAAAAGUUCAUGGUGCAGGUCAUCUGGUCAUGCAAGAGAAACCCGACCAUCUUGCACUCAAAAUUUGCGAAGCGUUAGAUACUAUCAGCCCGUAUCUAUCCUUCCGGUCAAGAUUGUAG
Lentinula edodes (shiitake mushroom) is the source of this 1167-nucleotide messenger RNA. Its product is annotated as alpha/beta-hydrolase. The coding region runs from base 1 to 1167 and encodes 388 amino acids. NCBI's taxonomy places the organism in Eukaryota, Fungi, Basidiomycota, Agaricomycetes, Agaricales, Omphalotaceae. The transcript is spliced from 6 exons. The record is from RefSeq and is a predicted model, not a curated record.